Molecule: messenger RNA, 696 nt
Organism: Medioppia subpectinata
Lineage: Eukaryota; Metazoa; Arthropoda; Arachnida; Sarcoptiformes; Oppiidae
Source: the annotation of a GenBank genome assembly
AUGAAAUUAAUCAAAAUGUACGCCUGGGAGCAGCCCUUCGCCCGGGCUAUCGGUCGCGCCCGAAGAGAUGAAUUUUACAUACUAUUAGGCGGUCAGGUGUCGGCUGAGCCCAUAUUUAUAAGCAUGAUCAUAUUCAAUCGUUUGAGCGCAAUAUAUUUUAUGUUUAUUCCCGGUUCUUUAGGAUUAUUAGCAGAGGUGCGGGUUUCAUGUAAACGGUUUCAGAAAUCAGAAGAAUCGACAAUAAAACACAUUUCAAUGAAUGCAAAAUCCGGAGAUUUAGUUGUGGUUAUCGGACCCGUAGGCGCCGGAAAGACAACUUUAUUGAUGUCACUCUUGAAUGAGUUGUCCAUAACUGGAGGUUCGGUCGCAACGAACGGAUCCAUAGGUUAUGUGUCGCAGGAGUCGUGGGUUUUCAACGCAAGUGUUGUACAGAAUAUUGUGUUCGGAAAACAAUACAAUGAAAAGCGGUUUCGAGAAGUGAUAGCCGUUUGUGCGUUGGAUAAGGAUUUAGAUUCCCUUCCCUUCAGAGACAACACUAUUGUCGGCGAAAGAGGAGUCCUUUUGAGUGGCGGACAGAAGGCCAGAGUGGCGUUAGCCCGUUUUGCAAAUAAGAAACUUAAGGGAAUACAGAGUAAGGCUAACAGUAAUCCAACCAAAGUUACGGAACCGAUGUAUUGCCAACUGAUAUACAAAUAG